Molecule: messenger RNA, 1178 nt
Organism: Ostrea edulis (European flat oyster)
Lineage: Eukaryota; Metazoa; Mollusca; Bivalvia; Ostreida; Ostreidae
Product: tripartite motif-containing protein 45-like
Exons: 1
Coding region: 29-1138 (369 amino acids)
Biological process (GO): positive regulation of DNA-templated transcription
Cellular component (GO): chromatin; nucleoplasm
Molecular function (GO): zinc ion binding; ubiquitin-protein transferase activity
Source: RefSeq, a predicted model, not a curated record
AUAAAUCAGACACAAUCACGCUACAGUCAUGUCCUUGGAGGGUUCGGAUUUAACUAACUGCUCCAUUUGUCUGGAAACAUUCAAAGAUCCUAAAUAUCUCAUCUGUCUGCAUACAUUUUGCAAGAAAUGUCUCUCAGAUUACAUUUCUACUCAAGUUCAGGAAGGUUCCAGAGGGUUUCCUUGUCCAGUGUGUCGCCACUUUAACGUGGUCAAAGAUUUUCAUCGCACCAGACCAGAGGAUGUUUCCAAUCGACUGCCAACCAAUUGUCUGAUAGCAAUGCUGAUUGACCAGCAACGGCUGGAGAAGAAGCUGUUUGUUUGCAACCCUUGUACCAAUCGUGGUAGAAUGGAGACUACAAGAUAUUGGUGCUAUACAUGUGAUGCAGCUCUCUGCGGAGCGUGUGGGGAGUUUCACACUUCACUUCCCAUUCUAACUGAUCACAGAAUUGCACCGAUCGAGACAGUUAAUGAUGUUGAGGUAGUGACGUCAAUGUACGUCUGCGACGUCCAUCCUGGCAAAUCACUUGAAAUGUUUUGCCAUGACCAUGAUGUCGUCUGCUGUGCAAUAUGCAAAACAGAGGUCCAUGGCCAAUGCAAAAACGUGGUCACUUUCCUAGAUGCUGUGAAAGAUCCUAAAAAUCUUACAGUCAUCGGUGAAUUUGGACAGAAAAUGGAAAAUCUUAUUCAGAAAAUUGACUCAAGGGUAGAAGACUUGAACUCCGCGUGCAGCGGCUUAAAGACACAAAACGAGACACGGCGACAACAGAUUCAAGAAUUCAGUAGUAAGAGUCUCGGUCAUGUAGAUAACAUGAAAUCCGAGUUCCUUGAAAAACUGUCGCAAGUACGUGAUGACAACUUGAAAAAGAUACGGGAGCGGAAAGAAUGCCUCCUGAAUAUGCGCCGCAUGAUAUCAAACUGUGAGAAUCUUUUGAAAUUGGCGGAGGCGAAAUGCACCAAUAUCCAGUUGUUGACCCUAAUACCGAAAGUUUCUAAACUCAGAGAUGAGACAAAAGACAAAAUAGAGGAGAUUGAAAAAAAUCCGAUGACCAUUGACGUGCAGGUUAACAUUGACAAAGACUUUGAAGAUUGUGUAAACUGCACUUCUCUCGGCCACCUAGUGUCGGUAGCGGACGAUUAAUCCCCCCCCCCCCCAAUACAAUGUUAAAAAUACUUUAUUU